AUGAGUGGUGCCAAAAUCCCAAUAAACCUAAUUCGUGGGUCUGACAAUGAACGGUGUGGUGGGAUAGCCAUGGUUUUCAACAUCGACCACAUACGGGAACUGCGAAACUUGGGAUUUGCAGGGAUUCUCGCUGGCACGCUGCCUUCGGCAGCGCAACAGAAUGCGUUUCUCAGUGUUCCACUGAGACUGAUGGCCGAGGAAGCUCUGUGGUUAGUGGAAAAUGGACGCGCUUUUUUCAUUGCGGGAUCUGAGGUGGUAAUUGCUGCCAUACAGACCCUUUCCCUCCAGGAAAUGAAGCUGGCAGAAAGAAAGCUCGAUAAUUUUUUUGCAGAACAAAGAGCAUUCAAGCAAGUGCGGCAUCAGGAAAAAUUACAACAACUUGGUCUCUCUUCUGAGAUGAGUAGAACUUCAGAAUCUCUUUUGGAAUCCUCGCUAUUUGUGGAGACUCCGAAUUCAUCGGAUUUGAUCGCGCGCCGAGUCAAAGCCAAUCAGUUCGACUGUCCUGAAAUACAACGAGCCCUUUGCGGUCAACUUCGACGGAAUUGUAAAAAUCCGGGGGACUAUUAUGUUUACAAAGCCCUUAAAUGUGACGGUUAUUACCUUUCGCCAGGUGCAAGAUUCGGAGGGAGAUUUAUAGCGUAUCCAGGUGAUCCGUUGAGAUAUCAUUCACAUAUGACGGUUCAACCUGCGUUGAAUUACCAAAAUGACCCAUUGGACCUUUUACAAGUAGUUAGUGGUGGUAGGCUUGGAACGGGUGUCAAGAAGCUAUGGGUUGUGGCUGGCGUGAGAGCGCAAGUUGAAGCGGCAACUGAAGAAGCUGUUUCUUUUUUUUCCAUCGAAUGGGCAGGAUUUGGUUAG
This is a messenger RNA of Lachancea dasiensis, 858 nucleotides long. The record is from the annotation of a GenBank genome assembly. NCBI's taxonomy places the organism in Eukaryota, Fungi, Ascomycota, Saccharomycetes, Saccharomycetales, Saccharomycetaceae.